UGAAUGCAGGGUUCGGGGAGAGCGGAUAUAGUGAAUGCAGGGUCUGGGGAGACCAGAUAUAGUGAAUGCAGGGUCCGAGGAGACCAGAUAUAGUGAAUGCAGGGUCUGGGGAGAGUGGAUAUAGUGAAUGCAGGGUCCGGGGAGACCGGAUAUAGUGAAUGCAGGGUCCGGGGAGACCAGAUAUAGUGAAUGCAGGGUCCGGGGAGAGCGGAUAUAGCGAAUGCGGGGUCCGGGGAGACCAGAUAUAGUGAAUGCGGGUCCGGGGAGACCAGAUAUAGUGAAUGCAGGGUCUGGGGAGACCAGAUAUAGUGAAUGCAGGGGUCCGGGGAGGCCAGAUAUAGUGAAUGCAGGGUCCGGGGAGAGCAGAUAUAGUGAAUGCAGGGUCCGGGGAGAGCAGAUAUAGUGAAUGCAGGGUCCGGGGAGA
Staurois parvus is the source of this 424-nucleotide messenger RNA. The record is from the annotation of a GenBank genome assembly. Lineage: Eukaryota; Metazoa; Chordata; Amphibia; Anura; Ranidae.